GCGCGCAGGGGACGCCUGUCAAUUGCACUAUUAAAAGAUGGAUUUUCCCAUUGAAGAAGUUAGAAUUAUCAAUAAGAUUGUAUGCGGCUCGCUCCUAGGCUUCUAGCUCCGUAGAUUUCUAUACACUUUGUCAACUACCGUAUGGCAAACACCAAUUAAAACCAGGUUCUUUGAUUAUUAUACACGUACGGCACUUAAAACCUGCCAAAAUGCCAUCGCAGUCCGGAUUAUCAUUUCCUAUCGCUAGGACAAGCCAAAGGCGAUCGUCUAUUGCGUCGGAGAAAACUCUAGUGGGUACGCCAAAUAAAAAGGAGGAUAUUUCGGAAGGGAAAUAUGAAGGCAGUAUCAAUGAUUACCGCAAGUCAUCCUCCGACGCUGAAGCUUUGGCCGAUAGCAGUUCGCUCCCCAGUAAGAUGGGUAAAGCUAUGGAGAAAGUCAAGUCGAAAUUAUGGGAGAAAAACACUACUUCUAAGCCUAGGGGUAGCCGGCUUGCACGCGAUGGGUAUCCGGACACCCAGCUCAUGUGGCAAGCAUUGGCUGAGACGAGACUUUGAGCGAAAGGAUUGAAAUGCUUAUAUUUCACCUAGGGAGUUCGUGAUUGGAUCCAUUCGGUAGUGUGGUGUGGCAGCCAAUUAAUUAGUGGAUAGAAUUCGGUAUGGUUCCAGAUGCCAUUUGAUCGCAAGCGGUAUACCUACCCUAAGGGUAUGAAUUCAUAUCGGCGCUAUAGGUAAUAACAAGUGGGAAUCACCGGGAUCAAGGGACUUGGAUAUUAAGGAGUAACAAUACCUCCUGUUAGGUAUCAAAGGCGCUAUGGGUGAAAGUUAGCUAAUAACUCUCAAGUGAAGCCGAGAUAAAGUCUGGUUCUUCAUAAUCUUGGUACAACGGAGACAAUCUUUAUAGGAGGUAAUCUGCUAGGUUAGGCGAUUUAUUCGAGAUUGAUAAUGCAUCUCUUAAUAAUAUAAAUGGAUUC
Molecule: messenger RNA, 970 nt
Organism: Daldinia vernicosa
Lineage: Eukaryota; Fungi; Ascomycota; Sordariomycetes; Xylariales; Hypoxylaceae
Exons: 3
Coding region: 210-554 (114 amino acids)
Source: RefSeq, a predicted model, not a curated record